Gavia stellata (red-throated loon) is the source of this 2406-nucleotide messenger RNA. RefSeq names its product nudix hydrolase 12 (gene NUDT12). Gene Ontology annotation, biological process: NAD+ catabolic process; NADP+ catabolic process. NCBI's taxonomy places the organism in Eukaryota, Metazoa, Chordata, Aves, Gaviiformes, Gaviidae. The transcript is spliced from 6 exons. Gene Ontology annotation, cellular component: cytosol. Bases 1 to 1395 code for a protein of 464 amino acids. The record is from RefSeq and is a predicted model, not a curated record. Gene Ontology annotation, molecular function: NADH pyrophosphatase activity; metal ion binding; protein binding.
AUGACAGACUUUGAAAAGAAUCUCCAUCAUGACAUGAUUUCUCAGCUGCAUAAUUUUGCUGCUGUUGGAGAUGCGGCCAAACUGAAAGCACUGCUCAGUCAUUCUCCAUCACUUAUCAAUGCAGCUGCAGAUAAUGGCUGGACAGCUCUGAUGUAUGGUGCCAGAAAUGGACACCUUGAGGUUGUGCAGAUUCUCCUUGAAGAAGGGUGUGACAGGUCCAUCAUUAAUAAAUCAAGGCAGACAGCUCUGGACAUUGCUAAAUUUUGGGGGUACAAGCACAUAGCUAAUUUGUUAGCUAAUGUGAAGGGUGGGCAGAGGCCUAAUUUCCUGUCAAAUGAAAUGAAAGAAUAUGAAAUUUAUUUUGGCUUGACACUUCUGGACAGAAGGAGUGAUAAAAGAACAGAUUCCAAGUGGCUGAGCAAAAAACGAAGCCAUCCAACUACAGUAUACAUCCUCUUCUCAAAUCUAAGUCCUUUGGUUACUUCGGGUGGGGGAAUAGAGAGCUCCCACCAGCCAGAAGUAAAGCUUUGCAGGCUGUACCACAAGGAUGUGGAGCAGUACGUGAACCAAACUGAAGAAGGCACCUUGAUUUUUCUUGGGGUUGAACUUCAGUUCCACAUGAACCUGCUGGCUUCUUGCAAUGGAAGAGUUCUGCAAGAAGAUGAAGAUGAUGGGUUAGUUGCUUGGUUUGCUCUUAGUGUAGAUUCUUCUGCUGCUGAGAAAUUUAAACAGAAGCAUGAGGACUGUUACUUUCUUGAACCACCAAUGCCAGCACUACUGCAGCUACCUGAAAAAGAAGCUGGAGUAGUGGCCCAGGCUAGAUCUGUUCUAGCAUGGCACAACCGCUACCGAUUCUGCCCAACAUGUGGGAGUGCAACCAAGACUGAAGAAGGCGGUUACAAGAAAACUUGCUUAAAAGAAGAUUGUCCCAGUCUCCAAGGUGUUCACAACACAUCAUAUCCAAGAGUUGAUCCUGUUGUGAUAAUGCAAGUCAUCCAUCCAGAUGGAAACCACUGCCUUUUAGGUAGGCAGAAGAGAUUUCCCUCAGGAAUGUUUACCUGUCUUGCUGGAUUUGUAGAACCUGGCGAAACAAUAGAAGAUGCAGUUCGAAGAGAAGUAGAAGAGGAGGCUGGAGUCAAAGUUGGCCAUGUUCAGUAUGUCUGUUGUCAGCCAUGGCCCAUGCCGUCCUCCCUAAUGAUUGGCUGCUUAGCUGUUGCAGUGUCUACAGAAAUUAAAGUUGACACGAAUGAAAUAGAGGAUGCCCGCUGGUUCACUAGAGAACAGGUCGUGGAAGUUCUCAUUAAAGGAAAUCAGUGUUCUUUCUUUAUACCACCAAGUCAAGCUAUUGCGCACCAACUGAUAAAACACUGGAUUGGAAUGAAUGCUAAUCUUUAAUUCAAAUAAUUUAUUUCUUUAAGUUAAAUUACUUUUUCUAGUGAAUGCUAGAUUAGGAAUAAAUUAGAAAGAAUUGUUUAUCUAGUAAAUGUGCAGCCACAUGAAUUUUUGAGCCUUUCCUUUGGUUCCUGAGCUAAAUUAUGCAAACCUUUGUAAGUUUUUUCAGAUCUGAGUUAGAACUGAACCCAGUGAUUAUCACAAGCAAGUAAGCAACAAAUAGGUAAAAUUGGUACCUAGCUGUGCGCAGGCUGCUUUUUCAUUUUAGAAUCAUUUUAGAAUCAUUUUAGAAUCAAAUUAUUACGCCUUUUGCUAUUAUGCUCUUAAGGUUUGAUUUGGUCUUUCCUGUCCCCCACUGGAAGGUGUCACAGCAUUACAGAGAGGCCUCACCUUGCCUACUGCUUGAACUCUGUAUUUAGAUCCUCCUACUUUGUCUUAAUUGUUUCCUUCUCGUUUUUUCCUGUCUUCAUUCUUUAAAUUCUGCCUGGCACAAAACAACAUUCAGUGCUGAAAGUCUUAUCAAUAAUGGUUAUUUUUAAGCCAAUAGCAUACUUAAAUGGUCAAUAUGUAGUACUUUGUAUCUUUUACAUUAAUAGCCCCCUAAGCAGAGUAUUUACUCCUCCAGUCUGAUUUGGCCUGCACUUACCCAAUUGUACAUCAGCCUGAGUUUAAAGAUGUAACACAAUAUUCUGUUUGUGAAAAAGGUAUUGGAUAACCAUCCCCAAAAGCCUAAAUAUUAGGUAUUUUUAUAAGAUAUAAUGUACUUAUUGAUCCUAGGCAGUGAGUUAUUUAAUACUGUGAUAAUUAGAAAUGGAACUGUAGAGUAAUGGAGGAGAGAAGCAGAUUAAUUAAACAAGAUUUAAUAUCUCAAGAUAUGUAUAAAGUUCUUUUAUGGAAAUGGAAACACUAAGAUUGUUACUGCUGUUAAUAAUUUUAAAGUUGAAGGAGAUAUAUUAACCCCAGCUGUAAGACUGGAAAAGCAAUAUAUGAAUUAAAACACUUAUGUAUAUUUCA